AUGCCUGGAAGAGUGAAAGUGCGAAUUGUUGCCGGUCGAAACCUUCCUGUAAUGGAUCGCACGAAUGAGACGACUGAUGCCUACGUUGAGGUUCGCUUCGGCUCGACCACGUACAAAACGGAAGUUUGCCGGAAAACAUUGUCACCGCAGUGGAAUUCCGAGUGGUUUCGUUUUGAGACCCAAAUCUCAAUCGGAGACAAACUUCUUAUCGGAGUCGCGACUGGAACUGCGUGCUAUUUUGCUGCAUUACCUCCUCCCACCGUUCCGAGGAUUCUUGCCAGCCAUUCGUCUUCCUCCAUGAAGUCCGAGAACGGGGACGGGGAUUCUUCUGUGAGCGACAUCCAGAAGAAACUGUGUGAGCUUGUUGCCGCCAACAAGAAGACGUUCGGGCUUGCGAAAACUCCGGAGAUCAUCGAAGCUCCGCGGAUGGCGUUAGAACGGGCUCAGCGUGUCAGUGACUCGGACGAUGAACAUCUGCCACAUCUUGACCUGUCCGCUGGAAACAAGGACACCUGCGUUUUAGAAAUUGAUGACUGCGAGGAUUUGGAUGUGAUCAAUUUGCUCAUGGAUCCGAAGCCACCGCUGGAUUUCGAGGUGUCGAAUAUAGAAGAUUAUAUUUGCAAUGGAAGGUCGAAAACUAGCAACCCUCAAGAUACGUUCGUUGAAUCUGAUGAUGAGCUUCCUCAGAAUCAGCUAUUCACCAAAAUUUGGCGAGGGAAUGUAACACCUCCGUUCACUUCCAAGGAUUUAUCCAGAAUCAUGGACCGAUUGAUCCAUGGAACGUGUUACCGGUUCAGGAAAGCCGAGCCUAAGAUUGUACGCAUGGUACGAGUGAAUGUGACAUCCGUGGAAGAAGACGAAUUGCAAGUUAUUUUGACGGGCGUGAGCUUAGGAACGCCUUCAUUCUCUUACAAUAUGAACCACUGGAAAAAGCUUUCAGCAAGCACAGAGCCCAGUGUUGAGUCGGAUGCUGAGACUGUGAAGAGUCUCAAGGAGUCAUCGGAUGGUGCUUGUGAAACCGAGUUGAAGCCUUCGACAUCGAGUAUUGGAAGGAAGCCUUCUUCGAAUCUUACGCUUACGGUUCCUGACUCAGGCGUCAAUAGGAUUGUUGCGGAGAAUAGUUUCGAGUUGCCGACCCCUGUUUUGAUCACACCAUUGACUUGGAUUCACGGAAAGAAACCCGAAUCGUACCUGGGGAAUUUGAAUUUCUUCUUUGUGCGAGAAACGAUGAAUGUGAAAGAGUUUCACUUUCGCAUUCCAAAAGCGAAAGUGCCGAACGAGCAGCUGUUACAGUUGAACCUCGAUAUCCCGAACCUCCAUGACACUCGUAGAAACAUAGCAGGAAGCAACGGCUUCACAACUCGUAUCAAGCCCGAGUACACUCCCGUGACCCACCGUUACGGAACUAAAGGAUGA
Messenger RNA from Notodromas monacha, 1416 nucleotides. Lineage: Eukaryota; Metazoa; Arthropoda; Ostracoda; Podocopida; Cyprididae. The record is from the annotation of a GenBank genome assembly.